UUGCGUGUUAGUAUGUUUCGUGAGCCAGAGGAGCUUGCCGUAGACGAAGCUGCUGCAAAGCUCGACAGGAUCGCUGCCGCAGGCAGAUCUACCAUCCGGCGCGAGUCCACUACCCGACCAAGGCGAUUUUCCUCCAGCCGUUCUCUCAUCGAUCACAUACUAGGAAGCCGCCGCGAAGCUGCACUGAGUGAAAACAAUCCUUCGCGACCGAGUCGUGAGCAAGAACUAGACGCCGAAUUGGGUCGGCUUCGGCGCCAGAGACAGCGCGCUCGUGUCCAUCAGCGCGACCGGGAAAUUGCAAGGCGCAUCGGCACCGACAAUCUACGCCCCGAACCGGAGUCCCGGAGCGACGUUGAUGUCGAUCUCUUAAGUAGACUGCGCACCGAUUUCGGCACCGCAACCAGGGACGAACUGCACCCCGAAUUCGCCCUCGACACUCUUCUGCCUAAUACCCAAGAAAGCAUUUCGCAGCAUCUGCCACGUCCGUCCAGAGAAUCAGGCUUGAGAUUCGAAGUGGGUGCGACUUCUCAGUCCAACUCACAGCACUCUCGUCCACCACGAAUGCCUGCGCGCCGUUCAACACCACCAGGGUCUAGGCGGGCUCGACGGUCUUACAGACCUUCAUUCGCCGAUCCAGAAGAAGAAGAUGAUGAGGAAAACGAAAAUGACUACCAUUCGGGCUCGGAGUCCUUAAGGCCUGAGCGAAUCCCCGAGGAUGGACCGAUAACCAGUCCUCCGCCAGAGCGACAGGAUGGUCCCUAUCCCCCGUUGCGACGAGUCAACCAUUUUUCCCCUCGACCUUGGGAAAAUCCCGCAUCCAGAUUUGAUGGCCUCGGAGAUCGGAACCGCAGUCCAGGUCCGACAAAUGACGAACCUGUCGAGGAGAACUGGGCAAAUCUUCUAAGCACCAUGGAACCGGCUCGGUCGAGCACUGCCACUUCGUUCAUGUCAACCCGCUCGGACUCCAGAAAUGGUUCCAACAGAUCGUCGCAGGCAACGACCAUGACGACAAGCUUUGGGGAAAUUGGCGGAGACGAAUCGUGUGAUCUGGAUCUACCUUCUGGUAUCACCGAAGACGAUGUCCGGGAGAUUCGCGCUCGACAUGGACGAUUGCCAAGAGACCUAGAUCGCAACCUUGUAGGGACGGAGGGUGUGAUGCGCCAGGGUCCCCCAAGAGAUAUCUCCAGAGGUAAUGACAGGACCCUUGAGCUAGAGCUUUUUGGUGUAAUCCUUGAACGCAUGCAGAGAAGGGAGGAGAUACCGGAUGAGUGGUGGGCUGCAGUUGGAUUGUCACCCGAUGUUGUGAGAGGAAGUGCAUAA
Molecule: messenger RNA, 1320 nt
Organism: Cladophialophora yegresii CBS 114405
Lineage: Eukaryota; Fungi; Ascomycota; Eurotiomycetes; Chaetothyriales; Herpotrichiellaceae
Exons: 1
Coding region: 13-1320 (435 amino acids)
Source: RefSeq, a predicted model, not a curated record